Molecule: messenger RNA, 2896 nt
Organism: Ananas comosus (pineapple)
Lineage: Eukaryota; Viridiplantae; Streptophyta; Magnoliopsida; Poales; Bromeliaceae
Product: cullin-4
Exons: 17
Coding region: 147-2576 (809 amino acids)
Biological process (GO): protein ubiquitination; ubiquitin-dependent protein catabolic process
Cellular component (GO): cullin-RING ubiquitin ligase complex
Molecular function (GO): ubiquitin protein ligase binding
Source: RefSeq, a predicted model, not a curated record
CCUUCUCUCUCUCUCUCUCUCUCUCUCUCCUUCGCCCUCCUCUUCGAUCUCCUUCCCCGAUUCCAACCCUUCUCCCUUAUUCCUCUCAACCCUAACUCCCUCCCCCUUGUUCUCCUCGCCAUGCUCUUCUCUUCCCUGAUCAAUUCAUGACUCACGCGAAGCGGCCCUUCUCCUGUAGCAGCACCGCCGCCGCCGCUCACGGCCCCAGCUCCGCCGGAGUCGCCGGAACCCCGCCUUCCUCCUCCUCCUCCUCCUUGUCCCCGCCCAUGAAGAAGACUAAGCCCCAGCCACCGCCCUCCUCCUCCGCCGAGAAGAACGGCCUCGACGCGGAGGCCGAGCCCGCGGCCGCGGCCACCACUGGCGUCGCCGCCAAUCUCUUUAGGAAGAAGGCGACGCCGCCCCAGCCCUCAGCGAAGAAACAGCUUCGCAUCAAGAUCACGAAAGGUCAGCCAAAAUUGCCAACCAAUUUUGAAGAUGAUACAUGGGCUAAAUUGAAGGCUGCUAUUUCAGCUAUUUUCUUGAAGCAGCCACUUUCUUGUGACACUGAAAAGCUUUAUCAGGCUGUUGGCGAUCUUUGUUUAUACAAAAUGGGGGCAAAUCUUUAUGAACGCAUGCAGAAAGAAUGUGAAGGGCACAUAUCAGCAAAACUAUCAUCAUUGGUUGGACAAAGUCCUGAUUUGGUGGUCUUUUUGUCUCUGGUUGAGAAAUCUUGGCAAGAUUUUUGUGACCAGAUGUUGAUAAUUCGUAGCAUAGCCUUGCUUCUUGAUCGAACAUAUGUGAAGCAUAACCCAAAUACGUGUUCAGUAUGGGACAUGGGGUUGCAGCUGUUUCGUAAACAUCUAUCUCUGUCUGCAGAAGUCGAACACAAAAUUGUUACUGGUCUCUUAAGAUUAAUUGAGAGAGAGAGACUUGGUGAUGCUGUUGAUAGAACUCUACUUAGUCAUCUGUUGAAGAUGUUUACAGCUCUUGGAAUUUACACAGAACGAUUUGAGAAGGCCUUUCUUGAAUGUACUUCUGAGUUUUAUGCUACUGAAGGUGCGAAAUAUAUGCAGCAAUCUGAUGUUCCAGACUACUUGAGACAUGUGGAGUCAAGGUUACAAGAAGAACAUGAAAGGUGCAUUCUCUACUUGGAAGCCAACACGAGGAAACCCCUCAUAGCGACUGCUGAAAAACAACUACUAGAACGCCAUACAUCGGCAAUACUUGACAAGGGUUUCACAAUGCUUAUGGAAGCAAAUCGUGUUACAGACCUUCACAGAAUGUAUACCCUUUUUCAGAGGGUUAAUGCUCUUGAGCUGCUAAGGCAAGCUCUUAGUUCAUACAUACGAGGCACAGGUCAGAGUGUUAUCAUGGAUGAAGAGAAAGACAAAGACUUAGUUCCUUAUCUCUUGGAUUUCAAAGCUUCGCUUGAUAUGAUAUGGGAAGAAAGUUUUGCCAAAAAUGAAGCCUUUUCUAAUACUAUAAAAGAUUCUUUUGAGCAUCUUAUAAAUCUUCGUCAGAAUAGACCUGCGGAACUGAUUGCAAAAUUUGUGGACGAGAAGCUCCGUGCUGGAAAUAAAGGUACAUCUGAAGAAGAGUUGGAGGGUACACUAGACAGAGUUUUGGUAUUAUUCAGAUUUAUCCAAGGAAAGGAUGUAUUUGAGGCAUUUUACAAGAAGGAUCUUGCGAAAAGGCUACUGCUUGGAAAGAGUGCAUCUAUUGAUGCUGAAAAAUCAAUGAUUUCAAAACUUAAAACUGAGUGUGGGAGUCAGUUCACAAAUAAGCUUGAAGGAAUGUUCAAGGACAUUGAAUUAUCGAAAGAAAUAAAUGAUUCCUUUAAACAAUCGUCACAAGCCAGGACAAAACUUCCUACUGGUAUUGAGAUGAGUGUUCACGUGCUUACAACCGGAUAUUGGCCAACAUACCCACCCAUGGAUGUUCGGCUUCCUCAUGAACUAAAUGUGUAUCAGGAUAUCUUCAAAGAGUUCUACUUGAGUAAGUAUAGCGGAAGGCGCUUAAUGUGGCAAAAUUCAUUAGGCCACUGUGUUUUAAAAGCAGAGUUCCCGAAAGGUAAAAAAGAAUUGGCCGUGUCACUGUUCCAGACUGUGGUUUUGAUGUUGUUCAACGACGCCCAAAAGCUCAGCUUUCAAGACAUUAAGGACUCAACUGGCAUUGAGGAUAAAGAACUGAGAAGGACUUUACAAUCACUUGCAUGUGGCAAAGUUAGAGUACUCCAAAAGAUACCAAAAGGAAGGGAUGUUGAUGAUGAAGAUUCAUUCGUAUUCAAUGAGGAAUUCAGCGCUCCUCUGUAUCGCAUUAAGGUAAAUGCAAUUCAGAUGAAAGAGACAGUGGAAGAAAACACAAGCACCACCGAAAGAGUCUUCCAGGAUCGUCAGUAUCAGGUUGAUGCGGCCAUUGUUCGUAUCAUGAAGACAAGAAAAGUUCUAAGCCACACGCUUUUGAUAACCGAGCUAUUUCAGCAGCUCAAAUUUCCAAUAAAGCCAGCGGACUUGAAGAAAAGAAUAGAGAGCCUAAUCGACCGAGAGUACCUGGAGCGGGAUAAAAAUAAUCCUCAGAUCUACAACUAUCUUGCUUGAUUACUUGCCUGUUGUGCCUCUUAUUAUAUAUCUUUUUUCCGUGCAAAUUAGCGACUGCGUCGCCUGCUUUAAAAUCUCUGCAUGGGGGGCUGGUUUAGUCAACCUUUUGUUUCCAAAUGUACAGGGAGAUGCGGCGUUUGUUUCGGUCUUUUUUUGUCCCUGUGAUCAUCAACAUACUAGUGUAAAAUAUCAGUUCCACUUUUUUUUCUUUUUUCUUUUUUCCUUUUUUCCUUUUUUCAGAAAAAUUCGUCAUGGAACUACAAAACAACAUUGCUCACAAAGGAAUGAGGUCUUUAAUCUAAGUUAUUCUUCUCGUAGUA